Condylura cristata (star-nosed mole) is the source of this 672-nucleotide messenger RNA. It is a transcript of the gene CTLA4, whose product is annotated as cytotoxic T-lymphocyte-associated protein 4. The transcript has 4 exons. NCBI's taxonomy places the organism in Eukaryota, Metazoa, Chordata, Mammalia, Eulipotyphla, Talpidae. Gene Ontology annotation, biological process: B cell receptor signaling pathway; immune response; regulation of T cell proliferation. Bases 1 to 672 code for a protein of 223 amino acids. Gene Ontology annotation, cellular component: membrane; external side of plasma membrane. The record is from RefSeq and is a predicted model, not a curated record.
AUGCCUCACUUUGGAUUCCAGAGGCCCGGAGCUUGGCUGGACCUGCCUUCUGGGACCUGGCCUUGCACUGCCUUAUUUUCUCUUCUCUUCAUCCCUGUCUUCUCCAAAGAGAUGCAUGUGACCCAACCUGCAGUGGUCCUGGCCAACAGCCGGGGUGUUGCCAGCUUCGUGUGUGAGUAUGGCUCUUCGGGCAAAGCUGAUGAGGUCCGGGUGACAGUGCUGCGUCUGGAAGACAGUCAGAUGACUGAAAUCUGUGCUGCAACAUACAUGGUUGAGGACGAGUUGAAUUUCUUAGAUGAUUCCUCUUGCGUUGGUACCUCUAGUGGAAGCAAAGUCAACCUGACCAUCCACGGGCUGAGAGCCACAGACACAGGACUCUACUUCUGCAAGGUGGAGCUCAUGUACCCCCCACCCUACUAUGCAGGCAUGGGCGAUGGAACCCAGAUUUAUGUCAUUGAUCCAGAACCAUGCCCAGAUUCUGAUUUUCAACUCUGGAUCCUUGCAGCAGUUAGUUCAGGGUUGUUUUUUUACAGCUUCCUCAUCACAGCUGUUUCUUUGAGCAAAAUGCUAAAGAAAAGGAGCCUUCUUACUACAGGGGUCUAUGUGAAAAUGCCCCCAACAGAGCCAGAAUGUGAAAAGCAAUUUCAGCCUUACUUCAUUCCCAUCAAUUGA